Echinostoma caproni is the source of this 726-nucleotide messenger RNA. The record is from the annotation of a GenBank genome assembly. Lineage: Eukaryota; Metazoa; Platyhelminthes; Trematoda; Plagiorchiida; Echinostomatidae.
AUGGUUGUACCUAUCGAUAUCAUUUCUCAGCACAUCAUGGUACUUAGCCGUGCCGGUCCAGCACAGACCGGGACUGUUGCGCUCAAAGCUCUACCUCUCUCCACUUCUGCACGUAUGGACCAAAUUCGUGCGCUCACUCCGCUUCGGCUUCGUCCAGACGAAUUGUCCUCCAGUUGGACACGGUUCCGUUCCGUGACUGCACACAUCGCCAAACGACAUGGAAUCCGUGGUUUCUAUAGAGGCUACGUAAUAUCCCUAUGCACAUUUGUGCCCAGCUCUGCUCUUUGGUGGGGUUUUUACGAUAAGAUUUGCCGACUGAUCGCGUCACUGCCCUCCGAGCCGUUUCUCAUAGGACCUUUCCGAUCAUCGUCUCAACAAUUGCCCUCUGAGCGGGUUGAUUCAUCCAUCCAGUUGGGUAGUCGACUUCCUCGAUUGGCCAUCCAGUUGCUCUCCGCUCCACUGGCGGGUAUUGCUGCAGCCACAAUUGUGAAUCCAAUUGAUUGUGUUAGGGUGCGAAUGCAGGUCGGUCACGUCUGUUUCACUGAAAGUGUGCGCACUCUGUGGACCACAGAAGGUGUGCGGUGGUUUGUCAAAGGUCUUUCUGCUCGUUUGAUUCAAACCGGGAUCUUCUCCUUCUGGCUAGUGAUGAUCUACGAACCAGUCAAAGUUUUCUGUCUCAAAGACGAAUUCCGUGACCAGUUUCGGGUCUCAUCUGGCAAUUGGUGA